Messenger RNA from Metopolophium dirhodum (rose-grain aphid), 708 nucleotides. RefSeq names its product NF-kappa-B-repressing factor-like. The record is from RefSeq and is a predicted model, not a curated record. NCBI's taxonomy places the organism in Eukaryota, Metazoa, Arthropoda, Insecta, Hemiptera, Aphididae. Gene Ontology annotation, molecular function: RNA binding. The coding region runs from base 1 to 708 and encodes 235 amino acids. Gene Ontology annotation, biological process: mRNA splicing, via spliceosome. Gene Ontology annotation, cellular component: nucleus. The transcript is spliced from 5 exons.
AUGAUUUCUAUGGUUUUUCGAGCUUGUUUGUUCAUCCAAGGUCAAUUGAUAGCAGUUGGACAUGCAGAUGAAAAGAGAUUUGCUUCUUCGUAUGCAUGGAAUAAUGCCUUAGUGAUUUUGUUGAAAAAGUGCUUUAUUAUUAAGGUGAAAGAAUAUAAACAAUCUGAAACUACAUUGUUAGAUGUUAUGGAUGAUUCAAGAAUUGAUACUUCUAACUACACAAUGCACCAUAGUAAAAUAUCAGAAAACAGAGUCGGUUAUAUGAUUUUGAAAAACAUGGGUUGGAAAGAAGGUAACGGAUUAGGAAAGAAUAACCAAGGAAUCACAUCACCAAUAGAAACUAUUCAUUUUAAAAAAAGAUUUGGACUGGAUAUGGAAAAUUAUGACACUAAUACUAAUACUAAUAGAACACACUUGAUGGACUUUAAUACACAAGCUAAGAAAUACAUAAUGAGGUUUUUAUAUGGUCCAAAAAAAAGACUUUCAUUUUCAACUGAGUUCUCGAAGGAUGAGCGUAAAAUUAUUCACUCGAUUUGUGUAAACGUUGGCUUAUGGACCAAAACUUAUGAAAAAAAUGGAAACGAGCGGCAACUUACUAUAGUCAAAAAACAAACUCCACGGGAAAUUUUUGAUGAACUCAGUAAUUGCAUCAACUUUGAAAAUGAAUAUUACAUAUUAGUACCGCCACCUUGUGAAUUCAAUAAUUAA